UUGCUCAUCGUUUGGCAACAAUUCGAAAUGCUCAUCGAAUUUAUGUGUUAGAUAAUGGGCGUGUCAUCGAACAAGGUACACAUGAGGCACUGAUGUCACAAGAAGGAAGUCGAUAUCGUGAGAUGAUGAAAUCUCAACAGAGAGAAAAAAUAGAAAAUAAUAUCAAUGAAACAACUAGCAUCGCACAAACAGAAGAUGAUGAUCAAAACAAAAUAUUGGAACAUGAUCGACGUCGUAGCUCUAAUGGACUUGACGAUGAAGACAAAGCGUCAUCAACUACAAAUCGUCUACCUGUCUUCUUGCGACUUUUGUUUUUGAACAGUCCAGAAUGGAUCAUCAUUCUGAUCGGCUGCGUGGCUUGCCUCAUUUGUGGAGCAGGCCAAUCAGUCCAGGUCAUUCUACUCACACGUACAAUUUCUGCAUUCGGAGCGUGUACCUACGAAGAUCGACGCCUUCAAGUUUUGAAAUUUUCUCUUUUCAUUUUCUUGAUGGGUGUUGCGUUUUUGUUCAUUCGUUUUAUACAAUACACUGCUUUUGCCGUAUCUGGCUCAAAACUGAUCGAGCGUAUUUGUGCUAAAGCUUUUGCACACCUUCUACGUCAAGAAGUAGCUUUCUUUGAUCGUCUUGAAAAUAGUUCUGGAGCUAUUUGUAAUCGUCUCUCAUCUGAUGCGUUGGCAAUUCAGCAGAUGGCUGGCGCUCGUCUAGGCAUUGUUUGUGAAUCAAUCGCAAUCAAGUUCGCUCGCUGUCGAGAUCAUUCACAAUAUGCGUACGGUGAAGCAGUUGGCAAACGAAGAGGAGUUCAAUCUCUGCGAUUCACCACGAUCUUAACGCGGCAGAUGAGUGAUUCAUUGUCAGCAGCUCGAAGUUUCUUCGAUCUAUUCGAUCGAAGAUCAGUCAUCGACAAUUGUUCUACGGAUGGUCAACAAUUGAAUGAUUUCAAAGGUGAAAUCGAAUUUGACCAAGUGGAAUUUGCCUAUGCAUCUCGACCGAAAUCUCGCAUUCUGAAUAAAUUUCAGUUGACCAUCAAACCUGGUCAGCAUGUAGCCCUUAUAGGUGCAUCUGGUUGUGGCAAAUCGACAGUCAUUCAGCUCUUGGAACGAUUCUACGAUCCCAUACAAGGUCGAAUUUGUCUCGAUGGCGUUGAUAUUCGACAAUUGAAUAUUCAAUGGCUCCGUUCGUGUCUUGGUCUUGUUAGCCAAGAGCCUAUCUUGUUCGAUUUAACUAUUGCUCAGAACAUAACAUAUGGUAGAGAGAACAUUUCGAUGGAAGAUAUUAUCAAUGCAGCCACCAAAGCCAACAUUCAUCAUUUCAUUCAGCAGUUACCUCAAGGCUAUGAGACCAGAGUGGGUAUGAAAGGUAGCCACUUGUCAGGUGGUGAGAAACAACGUAUUGCCAUUGCUCGAGCUCUUCUUCGUCAACCAAAAGUAUUGCUGCUAGACGAAGCAACAAGUGCCAUGGAUUCGUUCAAUGAAAAGAUCGUGCAAGAAGCUCUUGAAAAAGCACAAACAGACGAUCCAACUCGAACUACACUAAUCAUUGCUCAUCGUCUGUCGACGAUUCGUUCGUGUGAUUUGAUCUGUGUUCUUGACAAUGGAUACUUGGUAGAAAGUGGUACUCAUGAAGACUUAAUGAAACAACGUGGAGUCUACUAUCAUAUGGUUGUUUGCAGCAAUACUUCGUAA
Molecule: messenger RNA, 1682 nt
Organism: Rotaria sordida
Lineage: Eukaryota; Metazoa; Rotifera; Eurotatoria; Philodinida; Philodinidae
Source: the annotation of a GenBank genome assembly